Messenger RNA from Salvelinus fontinalis (brook trout), 6088 nucleotides. It is a transcript of the gene kif5c, whose product is annotated as kinesin family member 5C. Gene Ontology annotation, biological process: microtubule-based movement. The record is from RefSeq and is a predicted model, not a curated record. Gene Ontology annotation, molecular function: microtubule binding; ATP binding; microtubule motor activity. The coding region runs from base 470 to 3424 and encodes 984 amino acids. The transcript is spliced from 26 exons. Lineage: Eukaryota; Metazoa; Chordata; Actinopteri; Salmoniformes; Salmonidae.
AUACCAUAGAAGUCCCGUUCGGGCUGAACGCGCGUUUGGCUACGGUAACAUCAGCAUCCUCACCAUCACUGGGGUGGACCAAGGUGGGAUUGACAGCAUUAGAACAAGGAGCUUCAAAUUGGUCGAUGCUGGUCCUGAUGCAAGACGCAUCGGUGAAUACGGGAAGUCUUAAGCUAAUGUUUGACCACGAAAAGGGGAACUCGCAUUCAAAUCACCGCUAUCAAGCGAUAGCAGCCAGACCAUUCAUCAAUCUAUUCUUUUCCUUUUAAGCAGGUAACGUUAGACUAGAAUUCAGCCUAGCGCCAAUCGUUUAAUUGACAGGAAUGUCGAUCGAGAUUGAAUUUCAGCGAAUGACAAUGGAAAGAAGUGCUUAAUUCCAUCUCAGUAAAAUUGCAGUUAAUUUCACGGUAGUUAGCCUAGAGAAAGUUAUUUGGGCAUUUCUGGUUGGAAAUAACCUAGUGCUGUGGACAUGGCGGAUGCUGCUGAGUGCGGUGUAAAAGUGAUGUGCCGAUUCAGGCCUUUAAAUGAAUCGGAAACCAACAGAGGAGACAAAUACAUCCCGAAAUUCAAAGGCGAAGACACGGUGGUAAUAACGGGCAAGCCUUAUGUGUUUGACCGAGUCCUGCCACCCAACACAGCCCAGGAGCAGGUCUACGAUGCCUGUGCCAAGCAGAUCGUCAAAGAUGUGUUGGGUGGCUACAAUGGAACCAUCUUUGCCUAUGGCCAGACCUCGUCAGGCAAGACUCACACCAUGGAGGGCAAGCUCCAUGACUCCCAGCUGAUGGGUAUCAUCCCCCGUAUCGCCAGGGACAUCUUUGACCACAUCUACUCCAUGGACGAGAACCUGGAGUUCCACAUCAAGGUCUCCUAUUUUGAAAUCUACUUAGACAAAAUCAGAGACUUAUUGGAUGUGUCAAAGAUCAACCUAGCAGUGCAUGAGGACAAAAACAAGGUGCCCUAUGUUAAGGGCUGUACGGAACGCUUUGUGUCCAGUCCAGAAGAGGUUAUGGAUGUCAUCGAUGAAGGAAAAUCCAAUCGUCACGUGGCUGUUACAAACAUGAAUGAGCACAGUUCUCGCAGUCACAGCAUCUUCCUGAUCAACAUCAAGCAGGAGAACGUAGAGACAGAACUGAAGCUGUCAGGAAAACUCUACUUGGUGGAUCUGGCUGGCAGUGAGAAGGUCAGUAAAACUGGGGCAGAGGGAUCUGUGUUGGACGAGGCCAAGAAUAUCAAUAAGUCCCUCUCCGCCCUGGGGAACGUCAUAUCAGCUCUGGCCGAGGGAACUAAAACCCACGUGCCCUACAGAGACAGUAAGAUGACCCGUAUCCUGCAGGACUCUCUGGGGGGAAACUGUAGGACCACCAUCAUCAUUUGUGCCUCCCCCUCUGUCUACAAUGAGGCUGAGACCAAGUCCACCCUCAUGUUUGGACAGAGAGCUAAGACCAUUAAGAACACAGUGUCAGUGAACCAAGAGCUGACAGCUGAGGAGUGGAAGAAGAAGUAUGAGAAGGAGAAAGAGAAGACUAAAGGCUUGAAAUACGUGAUCCAGAAGCUUGAGACCGAGCUCAAACGCUGGAGGAAAGGUGAGGCUGUUCCAGUGGAGGAACAGCUGAGCAGUAAGGAGAAGAAGAGCAACAGUGGUGACGCCAUGGCCACGCCCAUGAUUGACACUAUCGCCCCACCCCCUGUCCCGCUAUUGGACGAGGAGAAGACCCGAUACGAGGGACUCAUCACCGACUUGUACCAGCAGCUGGAUGACAAGGAUGAUGAGAUCAACCAACACAGUCAGCUGGCAGAGAAGUUCAAAGAGCAGAUGAUCGAUCAAGAUGAGCUGCUGGUUUCGGCCCGUAAGGACUAUGAGAAGCUGCAGGAGGACCUGUCCAGGCUGCAGAGGGAGAACGAGGUGGCCAAAGAGGAGGUGAAGGAGGUGCUGCAGGCCCUGGAGGAGCUUGCUGUUAACUACGACCACAAGAGCCAGGAAGUGGAGAACAAGAACCGCUCCAACAACCAGCUCAGCGAGGAACUCAACCAGAAGAGCACCACUCUGGAGGGGGUGCAGAGGGAGCUGUCCAGUCUACAGGAGCUCAGCAGUCACCAUAAGAAGAGAGCAGCAGAGAUCCUCAGUCUACUGCUCCGAGACCUCAGUGAGAUAGGAGGCAUCAUCGGCACCAGUGACCUCAAGGCUAUGAUGGAGGUGAAUGAGGUCAUCGAGGAGGAGUUCACCAUGGCCCGUCUUUACAUCAGUAAGAUGAAGUCGGAGGUCAAGUCUCUGGUGAACCGCAGCAAACAGCUGGAGAGCUCCCUUGUCGACACCUCCCGCAAGAUGCAGGCCAAUGAGAAGGAGCUGGCCUCCUGUCAGUUACUCAUCUCCCAGCACCAGGCUAAGAUCAAGUCUCUGACAGACUACAUGCAGAACAUGGAGCAGAAGAAGAGACAGCUGGAAGAAAGCCAGGACUCCCUGAUGGAAGAGCUACACGCACUACAUGCACAGGAGAAAAUGAAAGAGGUACAUGUGAUGGAUAAGCAGAAGGAGCACCUGACCAAACUGCAGGAUGCAGUGGAGAUGAAGAAGACCCUAGAGGAGCAGAUGGAGAACCACAGAGAGGUGCAUCAGAAGCAGCUGUCUCGCCUGCGGGAUGAGAUCGACCACAAGCAGAGGGUCCUGGACGAGCUCAAGGAUCUGAACCAGGGGUUGCAGCUGGAACAGAGGAAGCUGCAGUCAGACAAUGACAAACUGAAGGCCGAGGAGCUGGAGAAGGACGAGCAACUGCAGAAACUUGUCUUCAUGAAUGAGAAGAGAGAGCAGGCCAAGGACGACCUGAAGGGGCUCGAAGAAACUGUGGCCAAGGAGCUUCAGACCCUGCACAACCUGCGCAGGCUUUUCAUCCAAGAGCUCACCUCCCGCGUCAGCAUGAGUGCAGAAAUGGAUAAUGAGGAGGCUGGGGGCAGCCUGGCUCAGAGACAGAGGAUCACCUUCCUGGAGAACAACCUGGAGCAGCUCACCAAGGUCCACAAACAGUUGGUGCGCGAUAACGCCGACCUGCGCUGUGAGCUGCCCAAGCUGGAGAAGCGUCUGCGGGCUACGGCUGAGAGGGUCAAGGCCCUGGAAGCGGCCCUGAGGGAGGCCAAAGAGAGUGCCAUGAGGGACCGCAAACGCUACCUGCAGGAGGUGGACCGCAUCAAAGAGGCCAUGCUCUCCAAGAACACCUCCAGGAGGGGGCACUCUGCACAAAUAGCUAAGCCCAUCCGUGCAGGACAUCAGCAGCACUCCACAUCCUCUCCCUCAGCGGGUCAUUCCAUCCGUGGAGGCUCUAUCCGCGGGGGUGGAGGGGUGUCUAGCCCUCACCACCACCGCCACCCGGCCUCUCCAUCACCCCACCGCCAGCAACAGCAGCAGCAGCAGCAGCAGCACCGCAGCAAAUAAAGCACAGCUGCAGGUGGAAGCUGGAUUUUCCAGCUGGAUGUACAGACCAUAUCUCCUCUCCGUUUGGGACCGGACCCCACUCCGGGACUGUCUGGGAUAUUCUCUUUCCCCAUGGACCUUGCUAUCUCUCUCUCUAACCACUGGGACCAAUCCUCCUCUCCUUCUCUCACCACUCUGCCUUUACUGGGACUCCAGACUCCUCAUUCCUGAAAAAAACACACUCUGUAAGCCAGAUAUCUUUAUUAAUAGGUCUCCUAUCCUCAGCAAGAGGAAAGAGAGACUCCGUAAUGCUGAAAAAGUGCUUUUCAUCUCUCGCCUUCUUGACUCUCUCUCACUCUCACUCUGCCUCUGUUUCUGAUGUUGUAUCGAUAUGCCUCUCUCUCUCUCUCUCUCUGACUGAAAUGUGUAAUGAGCUACUACUAUAUGUUGUUGAGGGUGAUGUCUCUCUGGUGCUUGUUCAGUGUUGUAUCUUGUGAAACAGGCUGGAUUUCCUUUAAGAUAAAUUAUGAGAAAAGGUGGUUUAGAGGGUUACAUUGAAUAUGGUUGUUUAGGGGUUUCUGUCUAACACCAAUGCCCUCAGAAACAAUAGAAGGGACCCGGAUGUUGUUAAGGAUGAACGUUUGGAGACACAGUUAGUAUUGUAGUGUGUUUUAGAACCCACAUAGUGUUUUUUGAUGAAUGUUUAAGAUCACCUUUAAAAGUAGUGGUUUUGAAAGGAGCACUCUGUUUUGUACUGAAUUUUGUUGAUUUAAUGAUUAUUAUUUGCGCAACUGCUAUUUAUUUUACACAUUUUAUUUAUGCAACAUUGAUGUUAGUUAUUUGAACAUGUGCUUUGACAAUAUCACACACUACUGAAGUCACGUGAAGAUUCUAUGGUCAUACUUUACUAAUCUACUCUGCUUGAGAUGCACAUUGUUAAGAUACAGAUCAACUUUCUUAUUGUAAACAUUUCUAAAUCAGAGUAUGUAUCCCAUAUGGUUUUAAUAAUUGCCAAGCUACAGUAACAACAUUUUAAGACAGCAUUGGAGCAGAUUGUUGAGACAGAACAUUGAAUUUCCUGCAAAUAUUUUCUAUAUUCUUGGUUUCCGGGGCAUUGAGUCUUUUCAUUUGUAUUACAUGCAGACCAAAUCGAAAUACAUUAAUGAGGUGCUAUGAAGCCAAAACUGACGGAUCGUACAGCUUGUGAAAAUUUCCGAGGAAUUAGACCUAAAAGAUGUAAGGUAUUUUGUAAUGCCUAACAUGGUUAUUAUACCGUAUUUCCUUCCUUUGCUGGGUUUCGUUUUUUGCUGCUUUAGACUGAAUGUCUCACAUGCCAGUUUGUUAUUUUAAAAGCUGUAUCGUCAAUUUUCUUUAUAAAUGAAGGUGUAGAAAAAGAUGAUUGAAUACCUGUGGUAAUCUGAAGUUGAAGAGAUGAUGAGUUGUGUGAUUGGUUGUUUCCCCACUGCAAUGAUGCUGAUCAGCCCAUCAGUAGAUCUUGCAGUGUAUGGGCUAGUCGGAACUGAAGUGUUUGAGUUAUAGGGUUUAUCAGGGAUUUCAUGUUUGGUCUUUCUGGAUUUACUCUCUCCGCUCUAAAGAAGUAAUACAAUCAGAAUGGUUUACAAAUUAUAUAAGGUUGUCAUUGGUCUGGGAUCUAGAGUAUUUCCUCCAUGUCACUUGUCUACUUGUGGUCCACCUGUAUUCAUGGUGCUAAAGGAUAUUCGGGCUAAUGUUUUGUAGAUAUCUGCUCUCUGUCAUGUAUCAAAUCAAGUGCUUUUCAACUGGCUCUUUCAUUCUAGUUCACAAAGUCUAAAUAAUUGUUUUUCUUAACUUUGUAUGAGGUAAGGGAAAAAAUUAAGACAGUCGUACAAAUACAAAUACAAAAUAAAAAAUGCUUACUUACGGGUCAUUUUCCAACAAUGCAGAGUUAAAGAUAACGAUUCAAUGUUUUUUUAUAAUGUCUAAGUACACAGUGAAUAAUGAAUUAUGCUGUUGUGAAAUGUGUUCUAUUAAGGUGUCUUGGAACAGGGUCUAGCAUUCGUUCACCUCUCACACUGGUUUCCUGUUGAAAGUCAUGCAUUAAUUUACUUACACGAUGACUGUUGGCUUCUGUCAAAUUCCUGAGCUGAAUGUCAUUUCCUGUUUUAAAUUUAAUUUACCUUAUCGCUUCUCGCUCUCUCUCUUUCUCUCUCUCCAUCUGUCGCUCUCUCUUCUGAAGUGUCUUUGGUCACUGUUAGUAACUCUUAGUCUGAAAGAUUUGCAAAGAAAGCGCUUGAGUCAACUAUCAAUGAGGUUUAUGGUACAAGGGACAAUGUUGCUCAGACAACGGUUUUCACAAGUUAAAGAGAAACUCUGACAUAAAUCAUACUUAGCCAUUUUCUCAUCAUAUGCCAUAUGUAGGCCGAUGUUCACCACAAGAUGUAUCUCUGUCCUGUACCUAAUAAGCUACCACACUGUUCUGUUCGGACACAAUAGUGCUGUUGAUGAUGACUGCAUGGUGUAAGAUAGCAAUUUCAGAUGUCAAGAUUCAUUAAAAUAAAGACAGAUAAAACUGAACAAGUCUGGUGUUAGCCAACAUAAUAGCCUAUUUCUUUCCCUUUACUUAUUUAAAUAGGCCUACAUGAUCAUCUUGGAUCCAUAGACUGAACACUUUGUUUCAGACACAAUAAAAAAUAUGUAUAUUAUCUA